GGUUGGGUUGCCUCUUCUCUGGACAUUAUCAGCGCAACAGACAAACUUUACCAGCUGCCUAGGAGCAAGAGGGCCUCAAUGUAUGAGAGAAGUUUGAGUAAAAUAUAGUCUACAAUCUUUUUUAAUUUUAAUUUUAAGUCUUAGGCAUAAUUACCAGUGAAUUAUCAUUACUUUACUUGUGGAGGAAAACGUAGGGUACAUUUGAGACCAUAAUAAGUGAGAAGUCCAUACAGUGCGUCAAAGGUUUGCCCCUGCGUGCGACACAGGAAUAAUGGACAUCACAACCACUGCAGAUGCAGCCACCGCCAAACCUGAACCCACUGCUAUGGAGGAGUCAGAACCGCAAGAGGCGCAACAGCCCCGCACAUCAGAGAAGAUUGACUUGUCACUAGAUGACAUCAUCAAACUGAACAAAAAGAAGAACAAGGCAAAUAAGGCUGCCAACAAGGCCCGGGACCGACGUACCACAAACAAAAACACUGUCCUCAAGAAACUGGACAGGGCAGGACAACAGCAGACAUUUCCUUUCAGACGAGGCCCUUAUCAAUUCCAGCAAGGACCCUACAAAUCGCGGUACAUUCCUGGCUACUACCGGGUAAAACCAUAUCUCAGAAAGACUCCCUUUGGAACACAUCACCUCAAAGGUGUGAGCCCUUUAAAAAGACCUCCUUUUAACACAAAGGAAGGAGCACAGUUUGGAAAACAUAAACCGUUGUUCAAGUGUGCGUUUUAUCAACCAUACAGAGGUCCUCCAGGAGCUUUGAGAAGAGGGCAGAAGAAGCCACCAUUCCAGCCCAAACAGAGACAGGGCAGUGCAAAGCCAUUUGUCCUAAACAGAGGGUUUCCUGCAGCAAAUGGAAAAAUUGAUAAGUACCAAAAGGUUAGAAGCUGGAAAAAGGCGCCCUCCGGUGUUUCUACCUUGACGGUGUCACUUCCCAACUCCAAAGCCAACUCGGAGCAGGCGGCCAAGGUAAAGCAGGCCACAGUGAUGGACCGAUCCAGUCCAUCAGGGACAGGGGGUGGGACGUCCCCCCAGCCCAAAGGCAUCCCUCUCAGAUUUAACUUCAAGGCCACUAUAAAUCAGACAGGAGUGACCCUCAAUGACCGCUUCACUGGUAUGAGAAUCUGGGCAGGCCCAGGACAGGGUCCACAGAGAGGCAGUGGCAGGGGAAGAGGCAGAGGCCGGACUGUCAUACUACAGUGAUCAUUGUUGAGGAUCUGUGCUGUCUGUAACCUAUAUCAAAAGCAUCUUAUUAAUCACCCUCUUAACCCUUCCAAUAUGCUCACGUUUUGAAGACACUUUAUAUUGAUGUUUAUUUUAGUAUGUAUGGCACACAUUUUAAUUACUUUUCUUGUUUUCUUGUUUACAAACUGUUUUGACCUCGGGAAAAGGCUAGACAUUCAAUUAAUACAGAACUCAAAAUCACAAGUGAUAAAGAAGCGCUGAAGUGACAGGCUACACAGAUUUAUAUACUCUUCAAAUAGACAGUAGACACACAUUUAUUUUGGGAAAUACCAUGUGAGGUUAGGACAGUGACCUCAGCCUGUUACCCAAAGUAUUUAUAGCACUUUCCUAUGGGGUUGGCAUGUAUAUGGAGGCCAUAUUACAUUAUGUUUACAGCAGCGCCUCUGGAAAUGUACUGAUAAAAUGUCAAACAUUAAUUUAAAUGAGACUAUUACAGUUGUAUGAAGUCGUGAGCAACUUGUGUCCUUCGAUUUGCUUGUUUACUUACUGUCAUUCAGUUGCUCACAUGAGUUGUAAAUUAACUACGAAAUAUAGCUACUUAUUUAAAAACGUAAUAUAAUUAAAUGUUUCAUUUA
Messenger RNA from Coregonus clupeaformis (lake whitefish), 1821 nucleotides. RefSeq names its product UAP56-interacting factor-like. Bases 272 to 1204 code for a protein of 310 amino acids. Gene Ontology annotation, biological process: mRNA export from nucleus. The record is from RefSeq and is a predicted model, not a curated record. Gene Ontology annotation, molecular function: mRNA binding. NCBI's taxonomy places the organism in Eukaryota, Metazoa, Chordata, Actinopteri, Salmoniformes, Salmonidae. The transcript is spliced from 9 exons.